GCCAUCCGGCAAGGGCCAGCCGAGACCUCUGAGCUGAGACUUCAUUCCUAGCGCCGCGCUAGCGGGCCUGGACCCUGAUGCUGUUGGUUCACAUCCUGUCUGCGGGCCCUGAGGCCGCGGGGUCCAGGCAGAGUCCAGACAAAGGCCACCUGGUGUUCCGGGUACAGGUGCGGUGCGGCGGGCGCAGACACACGCUAUUGAGGCGCUACAGCGACUUCCACGCGCUGCACCGGCGGAUCAAGAAACUGUACCAAGUGCCUGACUUUCCCUCCAAACGCCUGCCUGGCUGGAGAAGCAGAGGGCUGGAGCAGCAGCGGCUGGGCCUGGAGGCCUACGUGCAGGGCAUCCUCUACUUGAACCGGGAAGUGCCCAAGGAGCUUCUGCAAUUCCUGGGUCUUCUGCAGUCCCCCGCAGACCCCGAGACCAGCAGCUGGGGCGCACAGCCGUGCCAUCCGCCUGUGCUAGGCUUUGGCCUGGAUCCCUAUGUCCGCGGCCCCACUCCAGAGCCACUGCCCAGCGUGGUGGUCCGAGGCGUUCUCCAGGGCCUCUACGACAGCCUGCCCGACAGCCAGCCAGAGGCUCGAGGCCACUGACCCCGGAAACAGGCCACCGUCAGCACCGUCACAUGCCCCUGUCCUAGCAGC
Sorex araneus (European shrew) is the source of this 644-nucleotide messenger RNA. RefSeq names its product sorting nexin 22 (gene SNX22). Gene Ontology annotation, molecular function: phosphatidylinositol phosphate binding. Bases 78 to 593 code for a protein of 171 amino acids. Lineage: Eukaryota; Metazoa; Chordata; Mammalia; Eulipotyphla; Soricidae. The transcript is spliced from 6 exons. The record is from RefSeq and is a predicted model, not a curated record.